Molecule: messenger RNA, 668 nt
Organism: Caenorhabditis auriculariae
Lineage: Eukaryota; Metazoa; Nematoda; Chromadorea; Rhabditida; Rhabditidae
Source: the annotation of a GenBank genome assembly
AUGCAAGUUGCUCGACCAUUCGACAUUCUCGCCAUCGAGGCUGCCGCUCCUCGACUCCGCUCUCUUCUCCUCAACACUGCUGCCAUUCCGAUCCCUGUUGCCCGCCCCGUCCGCAUGACUCCUUCCGAGCGAUUCUAUCAAUCGGAUAGGAUGAUUCAGCAGGUGAGGCGGCUGCAAAGGGCUGCUGAAAGCCUUCGCCGCCCCAGACUGGUAAACAUUUCCAAAUUCGAACUUUUUUUCAAUUUCAUCUUUUGCAGUGGAAUACCGGACCUCUUCGACUCCGGCAACGGGCCCCGUCCACCCGCCAUCGUCCUACGGCAUUGGUUCGAGUUCAAUUUUGUCUUUUAAAAGUAAUUCUGAGUUUUCAGGACGUUCUCCGCCGCUUCUCACGGGAGGUUCAUCUCGUUCUGCAAAUCCUCACCCGUGAGCUGCGCAAGUUCCGCCAGCUCCAUCUAGUUUGCUUUUCUCAACAGUUUUCUCAAAUAUUUUUUGGUUUAAGCGAAUGGGAACCUGGGUUCUUCGGACCUUCGUGAUCGAGCUGGAAUUGGCCAGAAACGCUGUGGAAUCAAUCGUGGUAAGAGCAGUGCCCACUGUUAGGUAAUGAAAACUUUUUACAGAUCGACAUGGACGCGUUCUUCUGGCACCGCAACCCGCAGUUCAAGAAGUGA